AGUUUGUCUCAUUUACUGUGAGUUCAUUUCACCUUGUGUUGCCAGGAGGAUGUAUGAAGGACGGUGGACAUGGACGCAGCAUUUCCUCCGAGUCAUCUGUCUUUUGCUGCUGGCAGCCGCUCCACCCACAGCACUUGGCUAUUUCCUGGGAGACACCAAGGCGGUGUUGAAUGGCUGCGAGGACCACUGGACCCUGCCGGACAGGUCCGCCAUGCCACUGCUCUUCCAGAUGACCGUGUGCGUGGACAUCCGUGUGGUGCGGCCCGGAGCCUGGGUGGCCUUCUCUUACAGCUCGGUCUACGCACCCAAGCCGGAGCUGGGUCUGGAGGGAGACGACGGGGCGCUGUACGGGUGGCUGCUGAGGGUCCGGCACAGGUUUCCUCUCCGGUUGUCCCCAACUGUCUGGCACAGGGUGUGCCUCAGGAGGGACGUACGGCGCAACUCCUUCAGCCUGGAGGUCGAUGGGGCAAUGGUGGCCGAGAGGACCGUCAUCGCUCCGGCCAUCGCCCCCUCGGGCUCCCUGCGGCUGGGCUGUCGUCCCAGAGACAGACUCUCGGGAGCCGAGCGCGGAGAAGUGGAGCUGUACCUGUUCCGGAUGUGGGCGGACCUGGGCGACCAUGGCCUCUGCGAGGACGGCACGGUGAUCGGCUGGGAUACCUGGGACUGGCGUUUCUCGAGUCUCAAUGCCCGGCAGACAGACCCGAACCUUCUGUGUGCCCACAGACGGUUGAGGCGUCGGGCUCGUGUUGACCGCAGCGCUUGUAGCAAAGGGUCCUCAGAUUCGAAUUCCAAAAGUGACACUAAGUCUAAAAUUGAGAAAAAGGUAUAUGACCUGGAGUCAAAAACAUUGUGCAAACGUCAACCAGCGAAACUCCUCGAAGUCUGCCAGUGUGACAAAAAACUUAAGGAAGUGGAUGUGUCCUGUAAAAGGGUUUCUGCACAGCAGGAGACUCAUGAAAACAAAAUACAAGUUCAAAUCACUAUGAAGAGGAAGAAACAUGGUCAAAAUCUGUGUCAGUUCACAAUUUCCCUGGAGGAUUUCUGUCAGUCUUGCGCACACUCAUGUAGUUCCUGUCCAGAGCCUUCCACAAUCAAGCAAAGGACGACUCAGCCUCCGACCACCAGCGACAUUACAAGAACUUCCGAAGCUUUAACUCCAACUGUCAGCCAAAAGAUCCGACAAACUAAUACGACAACUGACAAAACCACAGCAGGUCAUCAGAAAAAGGAAUCACAAGGAACUGCUGUCAACCUAACGACAAAAGACCCAGGAGUCGAUUUGACAACAACUACACCUGCCAAUGCCUACCUUGAGCAUACAUCCACAAUAUCAUCCACAACACCUAUUGCGGCUGCUACUGCUUCUACCACAUCUGGCCCACCUCCAACCCAGAGUAGCACCACUUCUGCUGACGUGUCCUCAAAGUCUACAACAACUCUCCAAACCACCACCCUCACCAGAACAACCACAACGACUGGUACAGCAACUACUAUUUCCAAAACUAUGAUGAAGACAACCAUUGGCCAAGAGGCACAGGAGGAGCAAGCCAAUGAACUGCUGAACCAAACUCAGGAUGCAUCCCAGCUAAACUCCUCCCAGGUGGGGCAGUUAGUGGGGCAGUUGGAGAAGCUGCUGGAUGGCCCCACUGUCUCUCAGUCAGUGGGUCAAAAGGCCAUAGGCAUCAUCAGCAACCUGAAGGACGGCGACCCGGUGGCCCUCUCUGCGUCUGCCAAUCGGCUGAUUCGAGUCGUGGACAGUGUGGGUCUAAAGGCGGUCGUCAGCGGGGACAGAGAAAUCCUCUCUUCAAAUUCACUGGUGCUGGCCAUCAGGACAGUGGAUGGUACCAACUUCACGUCAUUAUUGGUCAACAUCUUCAACAGUGAUAAUGUCCAGAUCCGUGCUGUUGGCAGAUCCGGGUACAAGAGGUCAGGUUCUGCUCUGGGGUCUGUUUUUUUGCCCUCCACCUUGACUGCAGGUCUUAGUCCUGAGCAGCAGCAGCAGGCCAGCAGGGUGCAAUUCACUUUCCACACCAAAAAUGUCCUUUUCCAGGACAAAGCAUUAGGUGACAAAACCCUGGUCAGUUCAGUUCUGGGCGCCAGUGUUGCCAAUUUGUCAAUAAGCAACUUGACUGAGAACAUUCUGUUCACCAUCCGAAAUAUCAACCCCAUGCCUGGAAACUUUGUGGCUUCCUGUGCAUUUUGGGACUUCACUGUCAAUGAUGGUCAAGGAGGCUGGAGCUCUGCCGGCUGCUUUGUUGUCAAUGCCACAUCGGACGACACAACCUGCAGCUGCAACCAUCUCACUUCAUUUGCAAUACUGCUGGAUUUGUCCAGAGACGUACUAAUCGACCGUCAGCACGCACAAAUUCUCACUUUCGUCACCUACAUCGGCUGCGGAAUCUCCGCCAUUUUUCUUGCCGUCACUUUGCUGACGUACCUUUCAUUUGAGAAACUGCUGCGCGACAUUCCUGCCAAGAUCCUGGUCCAGCUCUGCCUGUCCCUCCUCCUCCUCAACCUGGUCUUCCUAUUGGACGGCUGGCUGGCGCUCUACCCGGCCAUCGGGCUGUGCAUCAGCACCGCCUUCUUCCUGCACUACUUCCUGCUCACGUCAUUCACCUGGGCCGGGCUGGAGGCCCUGCACAUGUACCUGAGCAUCGUCCAGGUGUUCACUCCUUACCUGAGCAGAUACAUGCUCAAGUUCUCACUGAUGGGCUGGGGUAUCCCUCUUCUCGUGGUGAUCAUUAUAAUAUCAGUGGACAAAGACAACUAUGGUCUGGUUACGUAUGGGAAAUACUCAGAUGGCACCUCAGAUGACUUCUGUUGGCUGCUUAACGACAUCGCCUUCUACGUGGGCGUGGUGGCCUACUUCCUGCUGGUCUUCGUCCUGUGCCUGCUCGUCUUCGUCGUCGUCAUGGUGCAGCUGUCGCGCAUCAAGAAGCGAAACCCCCAGAACCAGUCGCCGAACCGGGGAGUGCUGACCGACCUGCGCAGCGUCUCCGGCCUCGUCGUCCUCCUGGGCCUCACGUGGGGCUUCGCCCUGUUCGCCUGGGGGCCGCUCUACAUCCCCUUCGUCUACCUGUUCACCAUCUUCAACUCCCUGCAAGGUUUCCUCGUCUUCGUCUUCCACUGUGCUGUAAAGGAGAACGUCCGCAGACAGUGGCGGACUUACCUCUGCUGCGGGAGGCUGCGAUUGGCUGAAAACUCAGAAUGGAGUCACAAGGCCACUCAGAACAACAGGACUCUGUCGACGGCCACGGCCUUCACCUCGGGUCCACAUUCCACCUCCGGGAAAUCGUCCGUCGUGGGCGAAGGCACCAACAGCAGUGAAUAUCCAACAGCUCCAACAGCGACGUCGUCUUCAACGAGCUACACGGACGGAACGCGCCAGUGCACGGCAAGGCCUGACCAAGAAAUCCUCAGUGUAACACAAGACGAGGGUUUUUAAAAAAAGGUGUAAUGAAGGACAAGACGACGUCCGGGGGGAGAAGUGAGUUUGUUGACAGCGGUGAGUGCACACUGGGAGCAUUUCUGACUGAAGAUAUGAACUAUUUCACACUGUUACAGCUGUUGACGGUAGACAUGUUAACGAUUAGAUAAUUGGUAGCCUGGGACAGCUAUUUGAUAGAUAAGGUUUUUUUCCAGCAGGUUUUUCUCCUUUGUGCACAUGAGUGGAACAUAACGAAAGAAGGUUAUUUCCAGUGUUUUUCUCAAUGCUCCAUGAACUGCUGCAUCCAUAUUUUAAAAUGUGACACGUGUCAAGAGGCACUUUGAGAAGGAUUCUCUGCGGAGACGAGGUAGACUAAAGGAAAAUGUGCACAUUCCGCCUGUUUUAUUUAAUCUAAUCUGCUUUUUAGAUGAGUUUGUUUGACGUGAGAUACUUUAUUUUGCUACUGCAUGUUAGACUAUAUCAGAUAUAUAUUUUAAAAGACAUGAAGUGAGGCUAUGCAGCAUGCUGGAGCAUAAUCACAGGUGAGGAUUUAUUUCCUGCCCUUUAAUUUCUUAAUUUUUUUUACACGAAGGACAGAUUUGACACAGUGUCCUUGCGGGAGAACAUGUGCAUGCCAUGAAAAGAGAAGAUAAUAAAACCUCGAUUUACUACCUGUCCGGUUUGUCUCUUUCGAGUCAGAGACUUUCACGGCCACAUGACAUCUCUCACAUCUUUAAUCAAAUCUGCUCAACGUGGGAAUAACCCACCAAUUACCAAUUACAGGGCGUCGGUGAAGGUCGGCAGCAGUGAGCUAUUACAAGUUUAACACAAGUUCAACAGUGUGUGACCUCUAAUGUGAACUAACUGGUACAUACAAAGACGUCACCGCGACGAGAAUGAAUCACACAAUUUAGUUUUAGUCCAAUCCACCUCGGCCAUGCUGAUGAUUCAUUUGUGAGACAAUUUUUGAAUUCUUAAUAAGUAAUAAGUACAAUAUUAGAACGUUGGGAUGUAAAAGGGUGAGAAAUAUAAAGUAGCAAAAAAUAUAUUAAAAAAGUACUUUGAAGUUGCACUAAAAGUACAGUACUUGUGGAAAUGUAUUUAGUUACUUUCUGUUGCUGUUUACGUACAAUUUAUUCAUUUGUUAUUGUCUGGGGAAAAAACAAUUUUAAUAAGUAAAAGUUGUUUGGUAAUAACAAUAAAAGCAUUUAUUAUUUAUACAUAUACAUCACUUGUAUGUCAGACCCAAAACAAUUAAUACCCAUAUGUAAUAUUGAUAUAAAAAUGCACUGAAUUCUGUCAUUGUUAUGCACAUAUUAAAGCUUUUAAAAAUGC
Scophthalmus maximus (turbot) is the source of this 4762-nucleotide messenger RNA. Its product is annotated as adhesion G-protein coupled receptor G2-like. The record is from RefSeq and is a predicted model, not a curated record. Lineage: Eukaryota; Metazoa; Chordata; Actinopteri; Pleuronectiformes; Scophthalmidae. Gene Ontology annotation, cellular component: membrane. Gene Ontology annotation, molecular function: G protein-coupled receptor activity. The coding region runs from base 50 to 3445 and encodes 1131 amino acids. Gene Ontology annotation, biological process: cell surface receptor signaling pathway; adenylate cyclase-activating G protein-coupled receptor signaling pathway. The transcript is spliced from 23 exons.